This is a messenger RNA of Loa loa (African eye worm), 396 nucleotides long. RefSeq lists its product as hypothetical. The record is from RefSeq and is a predicted model, not a curated record. The transcript is spliced from 2 exons. Lineage: Eukaryota; Metazoa; Nematoda; Chromadorea; Rhabditida; Onchocercidae. Bases 1 to 396 code for a protein of 131 amino acids.
AUGCGUUACUGUGCGCCCGAGGUUGGUCUAUCGUACUUGUGGAUAUUAGUUAUUUCAUGUUCUGCAUCUAUCCACUACCCGGAGCCUACUCACGUCAAGCAUCCGGCAUCUCCUACUAUCAUGUCUUCAUCCAUAGUUCAAUUGUGCUCAGUUGCUGAUCAACCCUUUCUUGGUGCUACGUCAACUCCAUUGAUUCAUCUCUCUUCAAGAGUUAUUCAACGCUCAAUGAAAAGGACAGCGUUUGUCAUAUUUAUCACUCUUACUAUGAGAAGGGUGGAACACAACUUUUCUUCUAAUACCGCACCUUUUUCCAUUGCUCAAAUGAAAGCUAGUGAUAAAAUUGCUAGGAAUGCUGUACGUAAUUCUUCGAACAGAGAUCGAGCAUGGAGCUGCUAG